Aspergillus piperis CBS 112811 is the source of this 372-nucleotide messenger RNA. RefSeq lists its product as uncharacterized. The record is from RefSeq and is a predicted model, not a curated record. NCBI's taxonomy places the organism in Eukaryota, Fungi, Ascomycota, Eurotiomycetes, Eurotiales, Aspergillaceae. The annotation marks the transcript as partial. The transcript has a single exon.
AUGAUCUUUGGUACUAAUUCCACCAGCAUACCAUCAACUCGAACCCUAACCACUACCCCUGGACCCUCCUCCCCAAUGGACGACGAAGACGUCGUAGAAGUGGUCGACACCGCCGCCUCCACUUCAUCCUCCUCAUCAUCUCCUCCAUCCACCCGCCUCAUGGCCGUCGGGAAAUGCAAAGCGGAACUCAAAUCCGGCAAUAUAGGCCUAGAUUGUCCCUGCAACAGGGGAAUCUUCUCUCUAACCCAUACCAACGAUAUCAGCGAUCAAUGCAUCGACUGCGAGCACUCCAUCGCAGAACACGAGGGCAUUGAUAUCGAUAUCCAACGAAAAGGCAUGUCCUUCCCUUCCCUUAUCCCCCCUCUAUCCCUA